Ipomoea triloba (trilobed morning glory) is the source of this 415-nucleotide messenger RNA. Its product is annotated as nuclear transcription factor Y subunit B-4-like. Lineage: Eukaryota; Viridiplantae; Streptophyta; Magnoliopsida; Solanales; Convolvulaceae. Gene Ontology annotation, biological process: regulation of transcription by RNA polymerase II. The coding region runs from base 26 to 415 and encodes 129 amino acids. The record is from RefSeq and is a predicted model, not a curated record. Gene Ontology annotation, molecular function: protein heterodimerization activity; DNA-binding transcription activator activity, RNA polymerase II-specific; RNA polymerase II cis-regulatory region sequence-specific DNA binding. The transcript has a single exon. Gene Ontology annotation, cellular component: CCAAT-binding factor complex; nucleus.
GUCUUCACCAUCAAAUACACAAAGAAUGGAUGAUCAACAAGACAAAUUGCUGCCAAUAGCCAACGUGGGGAGGAUAAUGAAGAAGAUAUUACCACCGAGCGCAAAAAUCUCGAAAGAAGCCAAGGAAAGAAUGCAAGAAUGCGCGUCGGAGUUCAUAAGCUUCGUCACCGGAGAAGCGUCGGACAAGUGCCAGAAGGAGAAUCGGAAGACGGUGAACGGCGACGACAUCUGCUGGGCUCUGAGCUCGCUAGGGUUCGACGUCUACGCCGAGGCCAUGACCAGGUAUCUUCAUAAGUUCCGCGAGUACGAGAGGCAAAGGGCGAAUCAAACCAAGGGCGCGUCUAGCAACGACGACGAUGGAUCCCCUUGCUCUCAACAGGAUAAGCAAACCGCCGGCGAAACCGCGUAUAUCUGA